Geodia barretti is the source of this 750-nucleotide messenger RNA. The record is from the annotation of a GenBank genome assembly. Lineage: Eukaryota; Metazoa; Porifera; Demospongiae; Tetractinellida; Geodiidae.
AUGGCGUUGGAUGCCGGAGAUGCGGUGGAAGCCGCGCCGAUUGCCCUUGCCGACGAGGCGAUGGGGGUGAACGACCGGGAGCAAUUGGCCGCCGCCGGGGCGGUUCUGCGGGAUCGGAUCAACCGUUUCUGGAUGUCUGAAGGGGUCACACUGGUGGACCCGGCUACAACCUACAUCGACGCCGAUGUGGCAAUCGGCCAGGACACGGUUGUCCAACCGAACACGAUGCUCAUUGGGAACGCGACCGUAGGUGAGGAAUGCGAAAUUGGUCCCAACUCCAGCAUUCGUGCCUCCGUGGUCGGCGACCGCUGCCGCGUGGUGGCGUCAACCAUCGAGGAAUCGCGAGUCGAGGAUGAUGUGGAAAUCGGGCCAUACAGCCACCUGCGUCCGGGAGCGCUGAUCGAGGCGGGCGUGCACCUGGGCAACUAUGUCGAGGUCAAGAACAGCCGCGUUGGGUCCGGCGCCGCCGCCGGGCACUUCUGCUAUCUGGGUGACGCGGACAUUGGCGCCGACGCGAAUAUCGGCGCCGGCACCAUCACCUGCAAUUACGACGGGGUGGACAAGUACCGGACGAUUAUCGGUCGAGGCGCAUUCAUCGGGAGCGACACGAUGCUGGUGGCGCCGGUGACCGUGGGCGAAAACGCCGCGACCGGCGCCGGGGCGGUGGUUACCCGUGAUGUGCCGCAGGGUAGACGCGCCGUCGGCGUUCCUGCUAGACUUCUACCGCAACAAGAAAGCGGGAGCGACUGA